Brenthis ino (lesser marbled fritillary) is the source of this 285-nucleotide messenger RNA. The record is from the annotation of a GenBank genome assembly. Lineage: Eukaryota; Metazoa; Arthropoda; Insecta; Lepidoptera; Nymphalidae.
AUGAAGUCGUCUACCACACCAAUAGUAGCAGCGGCUGCAGGCAAAGUAUACAAAGUAGGGAAUCGUAUAGGACGUGGAAUACCCACUAUAAAUGAAGUAUAUACAAAUAAAUGUUCCUGUCGGCGAGAGAAAACAUUCGUCUUUUGUCGAUCAUGUGGCUAUAACUGCCAUGGUCGCAUUCGAUUGAAAUGCGAAACUCAUCCUCGGGUGACGUUUCUGCUGGACAUAUCUGAAUGCCCACGCUGCCAUUCCUCAGUUUUCCUGGACGAAUAUUCCGGUGACAUG